Molecule: messenger RNA, 2599 nt
Organism: Carlito syrichta (Philippine tarsier)
Lineage: Eukaryota; Metazoa; Chordata; Mammalia; Primates; Tarsiidae
Gene: CLCC1
Product: chloride channel CLIC like 1
Exons: 10
Coding region: 7-1659 (550 amino acids)
Cellular component (GO): membrane; endoplasmic reticulum
Molecular function (GO): chloride channel activity
Source: RefSeq, a predicted model, not a curated record
CACAGGAUGCUGUGUUCUCUGCUUCUCUGUGAGUGUCUGUUGCUGGUGGCUAGUCAUGUUCCUGAUGAUGACUGGAUUGACCCCACAGACAUGCUUAACUAUGAUGCUGCUUCGGGAACCAUGAGGAAAUCUCAGAUGAAACAUGGUACUGCAGAGAAAAAGGAUGUAGGUCCUGACACGUCAUGUGCUGCUGAAUUGUCAGAAUGUUAUCACAAACUUGACUCCUUAAUUUAUAAGAUCGAUGAGUGUGAAAAGAAAAAGAGGGAAGACUAUGAAAGUCAAAGCAACCCUGUGUUUAGGAGAUACUUACAUAAGAUUUUAAUUGAAGCUGGAAAGCUUGGGCUUCCUGAUGAAGACAAAGGUGAUAUGCAUUAUGAUGCCGAGAUUAUCCUUAAAAGACAAACCUUGUUAGAAAUACAGAAGUUUCUCAGUGGAGAAGACUGGAAGCCAGGAGCCUUGGAUGAUGCACUAAGUGAUAUCUUAGUUAAUUUUAAGUUUCAUGACUUUGAAACAUGGAAGUGGCGAUUUGAAGACUCCUUUGGAGUGGAUCCAUAUAAUGUGUUAAUGGUACUUCUGUGUCUGCUGUGCAUCGUGAUGCUAGUCGCGACCGAGCUGUGGACAUAUGUACGUUGGUACACCCAGCUGAAACGUGUUUUAAUCAUCAGUUUUCUCUUCAGUUUGGGAUGGAACUGGAUGUAUUUGUAUAAGCUAGCUUUUGCCCAGCAUCAGGCUGAAGUCGCUAAGAUGGAGCCGUUCAACAAUGUGUGUGCUGAGAAGAUGGAUUGGGCCGGAAGUCUCUGGGAAUGGUUUAGAAGUUCAUGGACCUAUAAGGAUGACCCAUGCCAAAAAUACCACGAGCUCUUAUUAGUCAACCCUAUCUGGUUGGUUCCACCAACAAAGGCACUGGCAGUUACAUUCACCAACUUCGUAACGGAGCCAUUGAAGCACAUUGGAAAAGGAACUGGUGAAUUCAUUAGAGCACUCAUGAAGGAAAUUCCAGGGUUACUUCACAUUCCAGUGCUGAUAAUUAUGGCGUUAGCUAUCCUGAGUUUCUGCUAUGGCGCUGGAAAGUCAGUUCAUGCACUGCGACAUUUAGGUGGCCCCGAGAGAGAUCCUGCCCGGGCAAUUGAGCCGGGUGAAAGAAGACGGCAGAAGGAUACUGACUAUAGAGCCCUUGGUGGUGCAGGUGAUGCAGAUUUCUAUUAUAGGGCCCCUGCUGGCCCCAUUGAGCAAGUCCCUUAUGACAAAACAUAUGAGGGUAGAAGAGAUGUUUUGAGAAGGAGAGAUGUUGACUUGAGAUUUCAGACUGGCACCAAGAGCCCUGAAGUGCUCCGGGCAUUUGACUUACCGGACGUGGAGGCGCCAGAUCUUCACAAGGUGGGACCCAGCUGUAAAUCACCUGUUCUGGAUACAAAGCCCAAAGAAAUUGGCAGCAUCCCAGAAGAAAGCACACUGAUAGAAAGCAGUACCGAGAGCAGCCAGACUUCUAAGCCUGCCUCUGGCCAGGAUAGGUCAGGGAAGAUGGAAGAUUUGCCCACAGUGGAAAAGGGGCCACUCAAGACGGAAACUGAGGACAGCCCUGAGGGCAGCACACACAUCCCGGCGAGAGCUGCAGCGAGCACGUGUGGAAAGGACCCAGUUGGCAGCCCAUGUGGCUAGAGAAACAGGGAUGCCAGCGCCGAGGCCAUCUUUGGCUGUUGUGAAGUAUCCUCUUAACAACUCUAUUCACUCUUCUGAUGUGUACACGAGGGUGCCAGCCUAAACAUUAGCAUUUUUACUGACAGUUAGCAAACACCUGUGUAUAUGUGAGCUUUUGUUUAAUCUCGUCUUCUCUUUGAUAAAUUCUUUCCAUAAAGUUUUGAAGUGUUAAUUUUAGAACAGGGUCUCACAGAAUUUAUAUUUUAAGAUGAAUGUAUGGCAGCCAUCACUGAUUCUGGAUAGUUAAGGAGGCCAGUUUGAAUCCAGGAACAUUGAAAAAGAAGUGUAUGUAUUGUUUACAGGCAUUGAUAGGAACCAGCUAACCAAACUAUGUGUUGCCCAGUGGAAAUCCUAUAUUUUCUACUUUACUUCGCAGAGUAAUAUGCUAGUUCUGCGUUGGAUUCAAAGUAUUCCUAACGUGAGAGGCACUCAGCCUGAUGUGCUGGAUUAUAGGUGUGAGCCACCACGCCUGGCCAACACAGGCUUUGUAAAGACUGAUUUUUCUUGUUGCUCAGAUCCUAGCAGUUGAGACUAUUACAUAUGACCGUAUACCAUUUAUAUGACAGCAAACCACAUUUUCUUGGCCAUAUGAAGCUGUGAUUUUUAGAGGUCUAGACAGAGAGAUCGUGAAAGCAGAAUAGGGUGCCUUCUGCAACUACAAAGUUGUCAAUCAGCAUUUUAAAUUAGCCUUGCUGAUUUUGAAAGGCAUUCUUCAUUUUAAACCUUUUUAAAGGCAGUUUAUAAAUUUUGCACGUCGGUAGCUAGCAGAUUUCACAGGUAACUAGAGGUUAUGUUCAGCUGCUAGCUAAAAAUGAUACCAACUAUGAAUAAAGUCUUAAGAUGUCCAUGCAGGCAUUUGUUUCAGGAAAAAAACAUUCAAAGCACUUGCUUGUGUUUUUGU